Messenger RNA from Camponotus floridanus (Florida carpenter ant), 3931 nucleotides. RefSeq lists its product as uncharacterized. Gene Ontology annotation, biological process: mitotic cell cycle; protein phosphorylation; intracellular signal transduction. The record is from RefSeq and is a predicted model, not a curated record. Lineage: Eukaryota; Metazoa; Arthropoda; Insecta; Hymenoptera; Formicidae. The coding region runs from base 93 to 3683 and encodes 1196 amino acids. The transcript is spliced from 11 exons. Gene Ontology annotation, molecular function: ATP binding; histone H3T3 kinase activity. Gene Ontology annotation, cellular component: cytoplasm; nucleus.
UACUAUAUAUACUGUGAACUAGGAUCAGUUUUAAAAUAAUUCGACAAUAAUUAUACAUCGAUGUUAUCAACAUUUAUUUUAAUAUAUGAAAGAUGAUGUUAAAUCGUAAACGACCACUUCGAACAUAUGAAAGAAAAACUGCUAAGAAGCCCUUCACAAAUUUACUGCCGUCUCCUAUUAUAUUAAUCAGUAAAUAUGAUUCUUUAUGUGAUGAUCCAUUUGAAACCACAUUUGACAGAAUUGCUAAGGGAGCAGUAGUGCCUCCUAUACCGCCAGAUACAUAUCAAAACGAUUCGUGGAAAGGUAGCAGUAGUGACAGCGAUAUCAACAAUUCAACAACAAAUAUUACAAAAGCACAUAGUCAUAAAGCUUCUGAUCUUAUAUGUGAUGGUCCAGAUACACUUAAUUCAUCAUGUAGUUAUAUAUCUAAGUUAACACACAGGAGCAAUAAAUUGCCUCGUAAAUGCAGAGGACUACAAAGAAACAAAUCAGAAGUUGUCUUUAAGAAAAUAGCAUCUAAGAAGACAAUAACAACACCAAAAAAUAAAAUACAGCAGUGCAGGAGACAACGAAACAAGCGAAAGAAAACACAAUCUAAAAGAGCUAGUCGCACAUGCAAUAAACAAACAUCUCAUGAAAAUUCUGAUACAAAUUUAGAGGAUAUGAAAAAUGAUACUUCAUACAAUAAUAACAAUAAGCAUCUGUAUAAAAGAGUUUCAAAGAUCAAAAAUAUAUCGCAAACUGAAUGGAAUAAAACUAACAGCCCCAUUGCAGCUUUCAAAUAUGCUUCUAAGUGUCAACAGAAUAUUAAACCAUGUUUUGUUGAGUUAGAUGCUUGCACUGUUCAGAAAUAUGUAGUAGAUCAUGGGAAAAUUAUGGGAGCCAAGCAAGAUACACUUCAUGACAUAAAAUGUACAGGUACUUCACGUGCUAAAAGAGACAUUUCUAAAGAAUAUAAUGAUAUUUCUCAACCAAUCUCAAGUGAAUAUAACAAUAUCAUUGAAAGAUUCAAACAUUUGUCGAUUAAACAAUGCUUUGUAGCAUUGCGUGACAUUGAUAUUGUCAAAAAUCGACUAUCGAGGACUGAGAAAAGUAUAAAUGAUUCUGUUGAUACAAAAAAUAAGUCAAAUAAAUCACAUUUAAUUCCCUAUAAUUCGUCUGCAUCUUUCAAUAGUGCUAAGCUUGUGCCAUAUAAUACAAAGAGAGAAAGCUGGGAAGAAAAGCUAAUAAAAGAUAGCGUUGUCAAGGUGGAAAAAUUAAAAGUCCAGGAAUUUAUAAAGAAAGAUAGCAUGGUAUUUACAGGAAGAGAGAGAGACAUAAUUUCUAGUACUCCUAUUAGCAAAUAUGUAAAAUCUCAUGCCUGUUCGACAUCAUUCUCCCCCAUCAAUAAUACUCGCGAUACCCUAUAUCCCAUAUAUAAAUAUUCAAACGUGAGGAAAGACAUUUCCGACAUUGUGCUUCCCAAUCGAAAUAAUUCUCCUUCAUUGAUUAUGCCAUCGAAGUGCGAUUCUGAUAUUGUAGACGUACACGAACAAUCGACGCAAGUUUUGCUGUCGUCUUGGAAAAUGCAAACCAGAGAUUCCUUAAAGAUCGGAGCCUCCUUGUCUUCUGAGGAAAAUAUUCACACAUUGCCUACACAAAAGUACAACGUAAAGAGCGAUGUGAUAAGGGAAGCACCUGCGCGUUCCUUGAAUAUCUCAUCUAUCGCAGACACCGAUCCAUCAUUGUUCAGCGAUUACUCGUCGAAGAAUAUAGAAUGUCAAGUGCAAAAGAUACAUUCCACGAAUACGUCGACAUGCGAUAAAAUUGCACACACGACGGAUUCGUUCGUUGAUCUAGGUCUGGAACGAAAGCGAAUAAAUACAAAUACGGAAGAUGAAAUUGUUAACAAUGAUAAGAGCAGCUCUUUCAGCGAAGAUCAGGACGUCAACAUCAACAACACCGUGUUUCUCGCACGAUUGCAGGAUUCGUUGAAAAUUACAGGAAGGAGAACGCGAUAUUCCAAGUGGCUCAGCAAUCAAUUAAGCAGCUUCAAAAGCUCGAUUGACGAAGCAGAAUCAAAUAGCGAGAUAUUUCGUUGCGAAAUCGAUGAAAUUCGCGACAUUCCUUCGGAAAUAUGUAAUUUCGAAUGUUCAACGAAUGCGAUGAAGAAAUCGCUCGAUUUCACACAGUUGCUCGAUGAUGAGAAUAAACGAGUCGAAAAAUCCGUUUUUCUGAAACCGGGCAAAUAUUGGGCCAGAUCCUUGUCAAUAUUACAUCGCAUAAACGAUGGAUCUAAUUUAGACAAAUUGAGCCUCGGGAAAGGAAAAAGAUGGAGACAUAGCGUCAAAGAUAUAUUGGAUAUGCAAAAACAAGGAAUUUUCCAAAGCUGCUUGAAAAAAGAUAAGGAUGACGCGGAUUUGUCCUGCAAAGAGCUCGAUGCAUCGGAUAUCGUAUUGUCAUUCGACGAUGACAAGCAUAAAACGUUUAAUUCGGAAAACCAUGCUAGACUUUCUAAGAGAAUCUCGGUGCGAGUCGUGCCUAACAAUACGAGUACUGGAUGCAAGAUCAAAGACACCUCGUUUCUCGAGGCGUUUGGAAUAAAAUCGGAAAAGUCUUCGAGUUUGGAACUGUCACUUCACGAAAAAUCGCACAAUAAUCGAAUUAGCAAAAGGCAUUCCACAACUGCGAAAGAUCUUGUUUUGCAAAGAUGUUUGCAAAAAUCUUACUUAUCUUUUUCCCACUGCUUCCCAGAUUCAUAUUUGAAAUAUUGCUGCAAAAUUGGUGAAGGCGUUUACGGAGAGGUUUUUCUUUACGAAUAUCUCGAUAAAAAGUCAGUUCUAAAAAUUAUUCCUAUAGAGGGCGACAAGUUGGUCAAUGGCGAGCCGCAAAAAAAAUUCAACGAGAUACUGUCAGAAAUUGUGAUUGCAAAAGAAUUGGAUAAUCUGAGAUUAAAUACUGUGUAUAAGACUAGCGGAUUUGUCGAAGUACGAAGUAUCAAAUGUAUCAUUGGAAAAUAUCCGAAGAGGCUUGUAGAGCUAUGGAAUAUUUACGAUGACAAUAAGACCUCUGACAAUGAUUGUCCAUCGAUGUUUGAAGAAAAUCAAUUGUACAUUGCUCUCGAACUCGGUGACGGUGGAGAAGACAUGGAGGCGUUUGUCUUUCAAACGGCGGAGGAAGCCCGCGCUUUGUUUUUACAAACUGCAUUUGCAUUAGCGAUUGCCGAAAAAGCACUUGAAUUUGAACACAGAGAUUUGCAUUGGGGUAAUGUACUAAUAUCGAGAACGAAAGAACCAUACAUAUACUAUACUCUCAACGGGAGAGAAAUUAAAUUACCUAGCAACGGUGUAAAGGUGUCGAUUAUAGAUUUCACCCUGUCAAGAAUGUUGUAUCAAGGAUGUUGCAUAUACAACGAUCUUGCACUGGAUCCGGCCUUAUUUACCGCAUAUGGCGAAUAUCAAUUUGAGAUUUAUCGUCUAAUGCGCGAGAAAAUUCAAAAUAAUUGGAAUAAAUUCGAACCAUACACAAAUAUCUUAUGGUUACAUUACAUUUUGGAUAAGAUGAUCACAGCAGUAAGAUACAAAAGGAAGAACGUAAAAGUACAUAAACAUGCUAUUGUCAGAUUAAAAGAAUUUAGGGAUAUAAUUUUAAACUAUGACAAUGCAUUUGAUUUUGUGACCGAUUCCAGCGUCGUGCAUUUGUAAGUUGGCGACAGGAGAUCUCUCGGUAACGAAUCAAACUUUGCAAAACUUUAAAAAUUUUUUUAUAUGUCACUUGAUCACAUAUGUACAGAUCAAUAACGUUUGUACUGUUACAAGACUGAAAAAUUACCAAUAAUCUUUCUUAAACUUUUACACUAUUUACAUCUCUAUUAAGUUUAUUUAUAAUUAAAAUUGAAUAACUUCGUUCUUCAUUUAUCGUUUUUAUGCAUGUGAUAAUAAUAAUUAACAAA